AUUCGGCGGUCACGUCUUGCCCAGGCCUUGUCGCCACUCCGAGGCGUCCUAAUACCUACAUCAUCUGAGGGGAAUUCAAAAUCCUCAUGUUCUAUGAGAUGCGCAUCUCGUCUGCGUGUUCGAGUGACAGAUGUGCGCAAGUGGGGUAGCACGCAUGGCGCCCUUGCCACCGCGAUGAGGCAGAGGCCACACAUUCAAUCCCGGAUCAUCAUCAACCGAGAACACCAAGGGACUCGGGCACAGUUGCCAUGCACAGAGUGAUGAUCAUAUGCAUCCACAUCCACGCACCAAAUAGACGAUCCCCAACUUGCGUGACUGUCCGCGCUUGGAGAUUGUGAGCUUGGGCUGCACUCCCAGUACUUGCAGUCGAGUCAAAGCCAUCAAUGCCACCCAUCGUCAAUACUCGGAAAGACUCGCCUUUGAAUGGUCUGAUUACCACUCGGGCAGGUCAAUCGGUCUACCUGCCACUGGUAUCGGUACAUGCACAGGUCUACAUAGCUGACACUUCUGCAAGAGUGGCACUUAGCCAGAGAUUCGAUGCUACGGAGGCUUCGUCUGGUGGAAGCCUCACGGCCGUGAGGUAUAUAUUCCCCAUUCCAGCAUCCGCUGCCGUGUGCGCUUUCGAGUUGAAAGCAGCGGGCCGGAGACUUGUUGGCAAAGUCAAGGAGCUGAAGGCGGCGAGAAAAGAAUUCGAUGUUGCUGUCUCUCAAGGCGAGCUAGCCGGGCUUCUUGCGGAGGCUAGUGCGGAUGUGUUCGUACUGAGUAUCGGUGCCAUUCCAGUGAGGCAGAACGUGCAAGUGAAAGUGACGUACGUCACUGAACUGGUCGACGACGCACUUUUUGGCACCCUUCGUUUCGCUUUCCCGACGUACUUCGGUCAGCGGUAUGGCACCACGCCGACGAUUGCUACCAAGUCGGCGUCGUCUGCCAGCGAACUUGCGGCUUUCACUCUAACUGCAGAGUUGCAGAUGACUUCGCCUAUAGAAGAUAUCUCGUCUCCGUCACAUAACGACGCCUCGCUUAAGACGAGCAUUUCCGCAGACGCAACCUCGGCCAAAGUCGAGCUAGCUGCCUCCGCUGACGCCAGGCUUGACAGGGACUUCGUGCUCUCCAUCAGAGCGUCUGGUCUCAACACUCCUCGUUGCGUCGCGGAGUAUCUCCGGGACAGGUCCUCCGUCGCGCUGUCGAUGACGCUUGUGCCUCGCUUUGGAGUUUCACCGCUGGCGGAACAAGAGUAUGUUUUCCUGGUUGACCGGAGUGGAAGCAUGAAGAAAGAGAAGAGGAUCGACUUCGCAAGAGAAGCCAUGUCAAUCCUGCUUCAAAGUCUCCCCUCUGACGGGACGUGCUUCAACAUUAUCAGUUUUGGCUCGAGGUUCUCGGCUCUUUGGUCGUCCAGUCAGACUUAUACGCCUGACACGUUGGCAGUAGCUGAAAAGCACGUCGAUGGUAUGCAACCAAACUUCGGUGGAACAAAGAUCGAGGCCGCCCUCGAGAGUAUCUAUCAAUCACGUCGCACGCAGAUCCCGACGUCCGUCAUUAUCCUCACAGACGGAGAUAUCUGGAAUGCGAAAAAGGUCCUUUCAUCCUCCCGUGCUGCUGUCGCAGCUGCAUCCAGAACAAACUCAGAAACAUACCUUCGUGUCUUCACCUUGGGCAUCGGCGACGGAGCGUCUACGGAGAUGUGCGAAGGGUUGGCGCGCGUGGGGAACGGUAUAUGCUACAUGACCACGGAAGGCGAACAAAUCGCGCCGAAGUGCAAGGCGCUGCUCGAUGCCAGCAGUGUCCCUCCCUCGGGCAACCUCACCAACCUUCGGGUGGACUGGGGCUACGUCGCCAAGACUUCCAGGCCCACCCAGCCGCAAGCCGCGAGCAGCUUCUUCGAUCAAGGAUUCGACCCCAGCGCUUCAUCCCGUCCCACCGGAGUCCGGAUUCCUGUUCAGCAAGCACCGUCUGACGUCCCCAGCCUUUAUGUGAACAGUCGCUUCAUCGUCUCUGCCAUCCUGUCCGACACAGAUAUUCUUCCUUCCUCUGUUACCCUGAUUGGCGACAGCCCCGAUGGCCAAACUGUCAGACUCCCUGUACCCGUUCGCCAGGUCUCUGUCGACCCUGGUACUGCGCCGCUGGUGCACACGCUCGCAGCGCGUCGCCUCAUCCAAGAGAUCGGAGACGGGGAUUACCAGUCGCUUGGCGUGAAGGAUGCACAGAGGUCGCAGGCACUGGCUGCUCGGGUUGAAGCAGCGAUUGUACGCCUAAGCGAAGAGUAUCAACUCACCAGCGAGUUCGCUGCUUUCGUUGCUGUCGAGCAAGAUCCUCCCAAGGAAGACAGUGAUGAAGUCAAAGGCAGUGACGGCAGUGACGAUGGUGACACCGAUGACGAUGACGGCGACGACGACGACUACUAUGACAACGAGGAUAAUACCUACUGGGGAAAUAUCAGUGGCACCCAAAGAAUGGCACGGGUCGCGAGACUGGCGACCUUUGCUGCGCCUUCUACACUGACGACCCUCGCUGCGCCUUCAACACUGCGCGCGGAAUUCCGCCCAGCUCGUGUCGCCAGUCUCGCUACCUCCCCGCGCGUAGGUCCGAUCCGCGGUGGCUUCACUAUGAUGCCCGGGCAGACGGAGGCGUUCAGCAAAAUGCCGACUCCAGUCCACCGAACGAGUAGUGGCCCCUCCGCCGUUUCGCUGAACCAUCCUGUCACGCUACUCGCUCAGCUUCAAGCCUUUGACGGCUCCUUCAAGCUAGACGGCACUCUCAUCUCAGUUAUCUUCAAGGAGCGUGUGUCUCUGGACAGCGUGAAGCAUACAAUCCCAUCCUCGCUUGCUUCAAAUGCGACUGCGGAGACAAUUUGGGUCACCGCUAUCGUAGCGGCCUAUAUGAAGGUGCAAUUGGCCGACAUGGCGGAUAUGUGGGACGUAUUGUGGGCCAAGGCGAUGAGGUUCGUCGUGCGCGCGGUGGUGGGGGGGGCUUCUGUGUUUGAGAAACUGGUAGCAGAAGCCGCGGAUAUACUCUAGCGACCACGAAGGUUGACAUGUUUGUGGAUCGCCGUUGUCGAAGACUAGUGGAGAUAUUCUCGCGACAUGCCAUACCGUUACUAGUAACUCGUGCGCGUUGUUUUAGGUAGCCUGAAUGAUAUUCUGCGUGCUCUCAACUGAAAGCUGUCUUUACUACUAGUAUAUAUACAGCUCGGUCCAUACUAUCGUUGGGCCCCGCCCAU
Fomitopsis serialis is the source of this 3217-nucleotide messenger RNA. Its product is annotated as von Willebrand factor type A domain-containing protein. The record is from RefSeq and is a predicted model, not a curated record. Bases 384 to 3014 code for a protein of 876 amino acids. The transcript is spliced from 8 exons. Lineage: Eukaryota; Fungi; Basidiomycota; Agaricomycetes; Polyporales; Fomitopsidaceae.